Messenger RNA from Drosophila busckii, 2760 nucleotides. RefSeq names its product solute carrier organic anion transporter family member 1A1 (gene Oatp33Eb). Gene Ontology annotation, biological process: sodium-independent organic anion transport; transmembrane transport. The transcript has 5 exons. The record is from RefSeq and is a predicted model, not a curated record. Gene Ontology annotation, molecular function: protein binding. NCBI's taxonomy places the organism in Eukaryota, Metazoa, Arthropoda, Insecta, Diptera, Drosophilidae. Bases 142 to 2571 code for a protein of 809 amino acids. Gene Ontology annotation, cellular component: membrane.
GGACAAUUAAUUCGAAUAGUCAUGUUCUAUAAGUAACGCUAUAAAAUGUUACUCAACUAAAACAAGACAGAAACCAAUACAUUAAUAAUUACAGUUUACAAUUAAAACGAUACGAAGCUUUCAAUUCGAAUAAAAAGGAAAAUGGCACAGACUACGCGCGAUUCGGAUUUAUCGCAAAUUGCAGUCAAUGCCAAUAAUAUACCUGACGACAGCGUUGACUGCGGUAUUAAAGGAUUGGGCUGGUGCAGAGGCGCCACCUGCCAGAAGUUCGCACGCCUGCGCACAUUUAUUGUUGUGCUGGUGGCUGCCGGCUUGCUCCAGGGCGCCUGUGAGCUCUACUUCCGGGUGUCAGCUAAACAGGUAGCAUUCCAAUACGGCUACAAUCCUCUGCUAGUGGAUUGGUUGCUGGUUAGCAGUGGACUCUUCCAGGCAGUGUUUGCCUUGGCUUUUGCCUACUGGGCAGACAUCUAUCAUCCGAUCAAAUGGCUGGUGGGCACAUUUAUGCUGCAGUCAGCAGCUUGUUUAAUUGCUGUCAUACCCGCUAUAAUGAACUUCGCUGAUGGCGCCAAGGCCAAGGAUGCGCUGCUGGACGCCAAUCUGUGCGCCACAUCGUUGGCACAAUUUCAAAAGCUGACACUGACGGAGGCGCAGAGCAGCACCUUGACGCUGGCCAUGCUCUUUGUGCUGCAAUUGGCACUCGGCAUGGGCAUGCUGGCUUAUUAUACGCUUGGCCUCAGCUAUAUUGAUGACAAUUCGCUGUCGCAGGACAGUCCGGCAGUGAUUGGCGUCAUUUUGGCUGCACGUGCCAUGGGCCAGCAAGUGGGCGCGUUCUUGGUGCUUGGCGUGGGCUUAACCAAUGUGGGCUGGUGGCUUGGCUGGGUUGUGCUGGCGCCAUUGAUAUUUGUCGUCGCAGUGCUGCUGGGCUUGUUCCCCAAGCGACUGCCCAAGACGGUGAUACAUCAGGCGGCGCAGCGGAUCAUUGAGCAGUCCAGCAUGCGCAUGUUUGGCAGUCAGUUCUCCACCUACCUGGACGACACGGACUUUUGGCCCUCACUCAAACGCUUGUUCAACAAUCGCCUGCUAAUGUUCAAUAUACUGAGCGUCAUGUUCCUCAUGAGCGGCGUGCUCAACUAUGCGGUGCAGGAGGAGAGCUAUCUGCAGAGUCGCUUCUUUCUGCCCUUCAGCGAGCAGGAUGGCUUGACUCAGGAGUGGCGCGCUGCCUUUGUCUCCUACUUUCUGCGCCCGCCUGUCAUGGCUGUGGGCAUGCUCAUUGCCGGCCUGGUCAUAUCCAAGGCGCAGCUUUCAGCACGCACCAUAACCAGCAUCAACAUUGGCUUGGGUCUGCAUCUGGUGGGGAUCUUCGUCACCUACAUCUUUCUCAACUGCGAUGUGGGCGCCAUAGCUGGCAUUGCGGGCGGCAAGCUAACGCAACCUUAUUGCGCCAGUCAAUGCUUGUGCACGCCCACCGCCUUCCUGCCUGUGUGCCCAGAGAACAGCAGCAUUACCUACUUCUCGCCCUGCUACGCUGGCUGCACGCAAAAGUCAUCGAUUAACAGCUUCGAGAUCUACGAAGGCUGCAGCUGCAUGGGUAACCAGAGCAUUGAUCACUCGGGCGGCGUGCGUGCCACAGCUGGCGCCUGCAGCGCUGGCAGAUGCGAGAAGACCAUUCUUAUCUUUCAGGUACUCAGCGUAUCGGCGGCUUUUAUAUUGGGCGUCAGCUUGAUUGGCAAAACGCUGAUCACUAUACGCGCUGUGUUGCCGCAGGACAAGACAUUGGCGCUGGCCUUUGAGCUUAUGAUUGUCUACUUGUUUGCCUAUGUGCCUGCUCAUCUAAGCUACGAUUUGGUGACACGCACCACUUGUGUUUACUGGGCGCCCAACUAUGAGCGUUGCUUGCUGCGCGAGACACCCAAACAUGGCAACAUUUUGAACAUUCUGACAGCCAGUCUUAUUCUGGCUGGCGUGCUCUUCGAUGUGCUGGUCUACAUAUUCGCCAAGGGACUGAACCUCUACAAUUGCAAGGUCACCGACAACAACUACACACCUUCAUUGUAUGCGCCUGUGCCACAUGAGGAUGUCAACGCGAUGGCAGCACGUGGUGGCAGUCCCACCACUAUAACCACUGCCACUUCCAGCUCGCCCAUGCAACGACGUGAUAAUCGGGAGCCAGAGCAGGAACAGCAACAUCCACCAGUUGAAGCACGCAAUGCUGCUAUGGUAUUCCGCCAUCCCAGCUCGCUGACUGACUCCUCUGGCACUCAAAGCAUUGUCGAGCCCAAUGGCAGUGGCGUCACUUAUGCUCAGGUUGUCUUUCCGCCCGACAAGCGCAAGCCGGAUGAUGGCAGCACGAGUCCCAAGCGGCUUGCAGUGCCUGCUAAUGUGCCGCUGCAUCAUCUAUCCGAAACGGAUGUGCGUGCUCAGCUGAACACGCUAAAGUCCUUUAAUGCCCCAGCUAAGACAGAGCAACAGCCACCAACUGAGGCGGAUUAUGCUCAAGUGAUUGCCAAGCAGCCCUUGCCCGCUGAGCCGCAGCAUCUGGAGAGGCCUCAAAGCCCUGAAACUGAUUUCUAAGCUAUUUCUGGCUUGCUUUUUGUAUUCUUAGCCUCAUAUAAUUCAUAAUACUAUUUGUUUAAGUUCAUUAUCCAUGUUCAAAGUACAACGGCGAAAAUUGUAUUUUAAUAAUAACAUUUAUGUAUAUGCAUGUAAUGUUUUAAGUUGUAAGGCUAAGCUGCUAUAUUGUACGAUUAUUAAUAAAACGAA